AUGGAUUUCAAAAAUAAGAGUCCAAAAGAUGAUCAAAUUACUAGUAAAGGAUUUGUGUGCUCUAAAGAAGGCAUUAGAGGAGAAGACAAGCGUCGAACUAGCGGUAACCAUAGAGCAGAGACAAGAACUGAUUGUAAAGCAAGAUUAUUUCUUUCACUUGAUCGGAAGAGUGGAAAGUACAAAGUAUAUGAUUUUGUUUCUGAACAUAAUCAUUUGCUUCAUCUCUCGGAGACUGCAUACAUGAUGAGGUCACAAAGAAAAAUAACUGAAGUGCAGGCAGCUGCAAUAGAUCUAGUAUGUGGAUCUGGAAUUAAGCCCAAAGAUGCAAUUGAGUUAAUGAGUAGGGAAGCUGGAGGGAGGAGUAACCUUGGGUAUACCGCAAAUGAUCAGAAAAACUACUUGAGAAUAAGAAGGUCAAAAUUCAUGGAGCAUGGAGAAGCUAGCUCUUUGUGCUAA
This is a messenger RNA of Tripterygium wilfordii, 456 nucleotides long. RefSeq lists its product as uncharacterized. The transcript has a single exon. NCBI's taxonomy places the organism in Eukaryota, Viridiplantae, Streptophyta, Magnoliopsida, Celastrales, Celastraceae. The coding region runs from base 1 to 456 and encodes 151 amino acids. The record is from RefSeq and is a predicted model, not a curated record.